CAACAUUUUUUGCCAACUGGGAAAAAGGGAAAAAGAAAUUUUGUCAUUGCACUGUUUUCACAAACCCACACCAACGAUUUUUUCCAUAUGAAUUUCGUUUUGUUGUUAAUAUAAAUACUCGCAGACUUUCCCUCUCCUAUUUUGUCCGUUGAAAAUGGACAUACAACUUCUUUAACCUCCACCAUCUUCUUCUCCGUCAACAUUUUUCUCGUAAUAAACUCUUAACCCAACUUUGCUCUUUUUUUCUGCCUCGGUUUCUUCGCUCGCCACACACACAUAUAUAUAUAUACCCUGGUAACAUUUCUUUCUCUUUAUCAAUUACUCUUUUUGCUUCUGCGGCAUUUUGGGUUUCUGGGUUGUUGCUGAUUUCUUUGUUUGAUUUUUUCAAGAGGAAUGGCUGCUGCAGUAUUUCAUCAAGCCAUUGGGACUUCUCAGUCCCUGGGACAUAGAAAUAACUCAGGCCGUCAUCAAGAAAUUGGGAAUGGUUCAACGAAGUUGAUUUUCAAAGGUUCCAAUGUCGAACUUGGACUGUCAAAAAAAGAAUGUAAACGCUCUAGCCUUAGGAUUCAAGCCUCAAGUUCUCAAACUUCAGUUGCUGAUCCAGUUUUGUCCCCCUCAAAUAAGAAUACCAAAGAACCUCGGAAGAAAUCUAAUGAAGCAGCUCUAAUCCUGAUAAGGCAUGGUGAGUCAUUGUGGAACGAAAAGAACCUAUUCACAGGCUGUGUUGAUGUACCACUGACCAAAAAGGGUGUAGAAGAGGCUAUUGAAGCUGGAAAGAGAAUUAGUAAUAUACCUGUUGACAUGAUAUAUACAUCUGCAUUGAUCCGUGCACAGAUGACUGCCAUGCUUGCCAUGACGCAGCAUCGUCGUAGGAAGGUGCCUAUCAUUAUACAUAAUGAGAGUGAACAGGCAAGGUCAUGGAGUCAAAUUUUUAGUGAAGACACCAAACGCCAGUCCAUUCCAGUCAUUGCAGCUUGGCAAUUGAAUGAAAGAAUGUAUGGGGAAUUGCAAGGUCUCAAUAAGCAGGAAACUGCAGAUAGAUAUGGGAAGGAACAAGUUCAUGAAUGGCGUCGGAGUUAUGACAUACCACCUCCCAAUGGCGAGAGCUUGGAAAUGUGUGCUCAAAGAGCUGUUGCUUAUUUUAAAGAUCAAAUUGAACCCCAACUUCUAUCUGGAAAGAACGUGAUGAUUGCUGCCCAUGGGAAUUCAUUGAGGUCUAUCAUUAUGUAUCUUGACAAACUAACAUCCCAAGAGGUUAUCAGUCUAGAACUAUCAACUGGACUACCUAUGCUUUACAUUUUCAAAGAGGGUAAAUUCAUUAGGAGGGGAAGUCCUGUGGGACCUACUGAAGCUGGGGUGUAUGCUUAUACUAGGAAUCUGGCUCUUUACAGGCAGAAGUUAGACGAGAUGCUUCAUUAAUAUGUUAUUUUAGUACAAGGGGCUUGUUAUCCAUCCAUCUUUAAUACAUACAGCCCUGUUGGUGCCAUUAAAUUACAACGAGGAAAUCUGCACCAACAGCAAAAGAUUGUCAUGUGCAAUAUAGGUAUACAUAGAUCAAAGUAGCAGGCUACGCCUUCCAUGGAUUGUUUUUCUUUUUUUCUUUUUUUUUUUGGGUUUGGUAUGCAACCAGUAGGCUUAACCACAUAUCCAUGUUCCAAUCGUAGAUAAGAGCUUGAGAUACUAUUGGGAUGCUUAAAGUCUUGUAAUUUUUCCAUCUGUUGUAGCAGUUUAGAUCCUGUAAUAUUUUGAAGAUUGGAUUUAUAGAAGUCUUUCCAUGGUUUAUUUUGAAUGGAAUUCUAUAAGAACCCCGGAUCAAUGUUUUUCCA
Molecule: messenger RNA, 1826 nt
Organism: Ziziphus jujuba (common jujube)
Lineage: Eukaryota; Viridiplantae; Streptophyta; Magnoliopsida; Rosales; Rhamnaceae
Product: 2,3-bisphosphoglycerate-dependent phosphoglycerate mutase 1
Exons: 9
Coding region: 394-1419 (341 amino acids)
Biological process (GO): glycolytic process
Molecular function (GO): intramolecular phosphotransferase activity
Source: RefSeq, a predicted model, not a curated record